Molecule: messenger RNA, 1355 nt
Organism: Chara braunii
Lineage: Eukaryota; Viridiplantae; Streptophyta; Charophyceae; Charales; Characeae
Source: the annotation of a GenBank genome assembly
UUCCAAGCAGGACAAGACUUAUUCAAGUAUAAUUUUUUUUUUGAAGUAACAUAAAUGCAAUACACGGGCCGGAGUACAGAUCCUCCUUUCAUUCCAUUGUUUUUUUGGCCAAUGCCAAAUUUUCAAAAUACAGCUUUAACUUUUCGUUAUGAGGCGUCAUAGUGCCAGAAACUCAGGCACGGCGGAAGGAGCGGCAGGAGGACGGCAGCCAGGUCACCAGCAGCAGGUGUUGCCACGUCAUCAGCCGCAACAGCUUCCACAUCAGCAGUCGCAGCAGCUGCCAUGUCAGCAGCCGCAGCAGCUGCCACGUCAGCAGGUCUGUGCCGCCGCAGCUGCCACGUCAGUAGGUCUGUGCAUCAGGAGCCGCAGCAGCUGCCAUGUGAGCAGUCGCAGUGGCUGCCACCUCAUCAGCCGCAGCAGCUGCCACGGACAAAGAAGGCUAUGCUGCCGGUUGUGCCAGCGCGAGUGGAGCGACACAUGGAAACGGGCGUGUGAACACUUCACUUUCAAGAGGGAAUCCUCCAAAUGUUCGCACGACACUAUGACCAUUUGGAGGAGAUUGCACGGAGCUGGUUGGGAGUUGCCUUCGGACCUGCUGGAGAGGGUGCAGUGUGCGCUGGAGGAGGAGAACAACGAAUCUGAUCAUGAUGCGGAUGUGCAGGACAUUGCAAAGGUUGGCAGAGGAGGUGCCGAGAUUGGAGGACACUCUAACGAGGGAGUUCGUGGGCAGCCCGACAGUGGACCAAGGUCGGUGGCCAUUGGCGGAUCAGGCGGGUCGCGGCCUGCGAUGCAGCAGGCCAUGGGAGCAGGCUGUUCAUGUCCAUUGCGGCACGAGGCCCGAGUUUGUGGACCGGCGAAACAAACAUCAAUCGUGAGGUACACGAAGAACCCGCGGCAGGAGGAGAUUGAUGACUCAGCCUGCGAGUUUUUCGUCGAGAAUGCCAUCCUCUUCAGCAUCAUGAAGAGCAGGAAUUUCAAGAAGUUCCAAUUAACAUGUUACGGUCCACAGCCUGCAGCGAGCAAACCUCUUGUGCCCACUGGCUACAAUUCAUUGAGGUGUCGGCUGCUCGAUCGGUUGUGCAACAAGUUGGAGAAGGAGGAGCAAGCGAUCCGAGAUGACUGGGACGUGACAGGGUGCACGUUCAUCACCGAUGGCACCACAGACCUAUGUGGGCGAUCGUUGAUGAACUACAUCCUCGCAGGACGUUCGAAGCUAGUUUUCAUCAGGUGCGAGGAUGUGAGCGUCGGAGGUCAGAGAAGUCCGCCGGAGGUCUCAGAGGAACUGCAGCGUCUACCUUAGUCCAAUCAUUGAAGCAGAUAACAUAGUCUCUUUUGAGCUCCUCCUGUCCCAAAUC